Molecule: messenger RNA, 432 nt
Organism: Mucor velutinosus
Lineage: Eukaryota; Fungi; Mucoromycota; Mucoromycetes; Mucorales; Mucoraceae
Exons: 4
Coding region: 1-432 (143 amino acids)
Cellular component (GO): endoplasmic reticulum; membrane
Molecular function (GO): protein-macromolecule adaptor activity
Source: RefSeq, a predicted model, not a curated record
AUGGAAGCUUAUUACAGCCAAUUUGCCGACGUCUUUUCGACCCUUCCCGAGGGCUAUCUUCCCAAGUGGUUGCUGUUCACCUCUGCCCUUGGCAUCUUCAAUUCCAUUCAAAAUUUUUGCACCAGUUCAUUGACCAAACGCGUUUACGCAAACAAGCCAGAAGAAGUAACACCCUUGAGCGGUCGUCUUUUUGCUACAUGGACUUGGUCUGUCAGUAUGAUUCGUAUCUAUGCUGCUUUCCACCUUCAACAUAAAUUCAUGUAUGAUCUCGGUAUUUGGACCUACGUAAUUGCUUUGACCCAUUAUGCUGGUGAGCUCUUGGUAUUUCGUGGCUGCAAGUUAAAUGGCCCUUUCAUGUCCCCCUUGUUUGUUGCUGUUACCUCUCUUAUUUGGCUCACUCAAGUCAAGGAUUCCUAUGUCAAAUUCUAUUAG